Onychomys torridus (southern grasshopper mouse) is the source of this 429-nucleotide messenger RNA. RefSeq lists its product as uncharacterized. Bases 1 to 429 code for a protein of 142 amino acids. Lineage: Eukaryota; Metazoa; Chordata; Mammalia; Rodentia; Cricetidae. The transcript has a single exon. The record is from RefSeq and is a predicted model, not a curated record.
AUGCCACUGGAAUCAUCUUCCUUGUCAAUGUCACCAUUCUGCCCUUCCCUGUUCCCUUCAGUGCCAGACGACACUGCCAGCUCCUCCCCUCCUCCAGUGUCUUAUGUCACCUCCCAGGAGAUGAAGUGUAUUCUCCACUGGUUUGCCGGUUGGUCAGGUCCCCAGUGGGAACGUUUCCUACAAGACCUGGUUGCUAAGGCGGUGCCUGGGAAGCUCCAGCCGCUGCUGGAUGGUCUGGGGCAGCUCAGUGUGUCUGGGACUAGCCGACCACCUUGCAUCUUUGAGUGUCAGCUGAGUCUUUGGGAUCAGUGGUUUCGAGGUUGGGUCGAGCAGGAGCGCAAUGAAUUCGUCAGACAGCUGGAGGUCAGUGAACCAGACUUUGUGGCAAAGUUUUACCAAGCAGUGGCUGCCACUGCUGGGAAAGACUGA